This is a messenger RNA of Schistosoma rodhaini, 4735 nucleotides long. The record is from the annotation of a GenBank genome assembly. NCBI's taxonomy places the organism in Eukaryota, Metazoa, Platyhelminthes, Trematoda, Strigeidida, Schistosomatidae.
AGAAAACUACCUGCUUCAGUUUGGACACCCGAGCAGCAUCACAGCUUUCACACAAAUCGAAUAAGAUUUGUGUGGUGCAUAUAUAUCUGGUUCCUCUUUGUACCAAUAUUUAAAUGUUUAAAUAAAUAACACAAGUAUAUCUGUACAUGAAUAUGAACGUCUAGAUAAGUAAUGAUUCUAUCUUCUAACACCUUUCAAAAUGUUCUAAUAUUUCCUUUUUUCACUCGAAUAAAGAAUGACAAGUGCGUUUUUUUUUAGUAGUGGAGACAAUAAAUUGAUUUUUAUAUUUCCCCCCCCCUCAUUUUAUUGAUCAAAUUAUUUUCCUUAGUCUAAAACUGUGAAAUUCAUUCGUUUCAUUGGUUACUUCAUUCCACAAUUUUUUAUUUUUUUUUUGAAAUAGGAUAGACAUACAUAUUCCUUAAAUCUAAUCUGAUUGGUCAUUUUAUAAUUAUAGACCUGUCCGUUUUUAUCUGUCUAGUCAAUUUCUUAUUAUUAUUUUUGUAUAUUUCCCAACUUCAAAUCAAAAUGACCUUGUGAUUAUUUGAUUAGCAUGUGUAUUAUUAUCUUUCAAAACAAAACAACUACUACUUCUUGAUAUGACUAGAUUGUGAAUACCUCCGAUGUUCAGUUGCUAUGGUAUCUGUAUAUAUAUAUGUAGAAAGUAAUGAUCCUUAAUCAGAAAUGGAAUUACCAAUUAACUAUUGUUUACCAUUCACAAGAACUAUUCAAGAAUAACAACGCGAAAUUUUCAAUUUUGAAACAUGAAUGAUAAGAUAUAAACAAUUAACAACUAUUUACCAUUGAUCAACCUUCAACAAAAACAACGCGAAAUUUUCAAUUUUGAAACAUGAAUGAUAAGAUAUAAACAAUUAACAACUAUUUACCAUUGAUCAACCCUUAUUAGAAUAACAACAUGGAGUCUUCAAUGUUAUAAUAAUCUUAAUUAUAUUGUUCAAUGUUCAUUCCUUUAAAUUUCUCCUUUAAAUUUUUUACAUUCAUAUACUACUUAUAUCAUUCUAUAUUAUCAUCAUCUUAUAAUAUUUAUAUUAUCUUAUAUAUAUUGAAUAAAUUCAUUAUUCAUUAUUAUUAUGUAGAUGCUGUUGAUGGUUGUAGUAUUAUAUAUCAAUUAGAUUUUAAAUGGAAAAAAGCAAUAUGUGAUUCAGAAUUCAAUAAACUUAAAGAAAUUCCAUUAAAUUUACCGGUAAAUUUAAUUGAAUUACAUAUUAUACAUCAAUCAAUUAAAAUAAUUAAAAAUAAUUCAUUAAAUUAUUUAAUAAAUUUAGAAAAAUUAACAAUUGAAUCAAGUGAAUUAAAACAAAUUGAAUUAAAUACAUUAAAUCAAUUAAUUUUAUUAAAAUCAAUAAAUUUACGUAAUAAUUCAUUAAGUAUAGGAUCAAUAAGUUUUCCUAUUAAUUUAUUAAAUAAUUUACCUAAUUUAAUAUCAUUAAAUUUAGCUGAAAAUUUUAUUGAUUUUAUACCAGAUUUAUUUUUUUAUAAUCUCUAUAGUAACAAUAUAAAAUUAAAAUAUUUAUGGUUAAAUUCUGUUAAAUCAAAUGGUAUUAUAUUUGAAUCAAAUCAUUUAAUUUCAUUACCAUAUUUAUAUUUAUUAGAUUUAAGUUAUACUGGAUUAACUAAUUUAAAUGAAUUAAAUGAAUUAGCAUUAAAUGAAAUGAUAUAUUUAAAAGAAUUAUAUUUAGGAGGUAAUCCAUGGAUAUGUGAUUGUAAAUUAAAUUGGUUAAAAUUAUGGUUUAUUAAAAAAUCAUUAAAUCAUAUAAAAUUUCAAAAAAAUAAAACAAAUUCAAUUGGUGGUCAUAUUGAUUUAAUUGAACCAUUAUGUUAUAAACCAGAUCAUUUAAAAGGGAAACGUAUUUUAUCCUCCUCCUCCUCAUCAUCAUCAUCAUCAUCAUCAUCAUUAUCGAAUGAUCAAUAUAAUGUAGUACAAUUUACUGAUUUACAAUGUACUACACAAAUAUUUACAUUAAAUCAAAAUUAUACAUUUUAUAAUAAUAAAACAAUGUUAUUAAAAUGUGAAUAUUAUUCAAAGGAGAUGGAUCAUUUAUUAUGGUAUAAAGAUGAUCAAUUAAUACAGAAUACUACUGAUCAUAUGAUUAUAUAUGGUCAAUUAGGAUCAAAUUAUUAUUCAAAUCUUAUUGUUACUAUGACAACAGGUAAAGAUACAGGAUUAUGGAGUUGUGUAUUAAAUAAUCAAUAUCGUACAUUAUUUGAAGUGAAUAUUAUUGAUUCUAAUGGUAAAAUACUUUAUCCUAAUGAUGAUGAUCAAUCUUUUAUCAAUGGAGCAUUAAUACUAUUUGGUAUGAAUGGACAAACAAAGAAUUGGAUAUAUGCUGGUAUUGCAUUAAUUAUUUUAUUUGUAAUCUUAGCAUUUAUUGGUAUAGGGAUAUUUUGUUGUUGUGAUCCACAUACAACAUCAUCGGAUACAUCAACUGAUUUACAAGUAUUACAUGGAGAAAAUAUGAAGAAUUGUCCUUCUAUGAAUAAAUCAGGAUCUUUAUGUAGACAACGGUUUAAAUGUAUCUAUAAUAGUCAUCAUAAUAUAAAGAGCAAGGUAAAGAAAGAUGAUUCACGGAGUAGUCUCUUAGUGACAACUCAUGAUGAACAAAAAAUGAUUGAUAAAAAUGAUUUACAAUUGAUAAGUACCAUAAAAGAUGAUACAAAUACAAUUGUAACAUCUACAACAAUGAUAACAACGAAUAUUAUUCCCAAUUCAGAUAUUCAUAUGAAUAAUACAGAGAAUGAUGUUACUUCAUUAAGAAAAAAUAUAGAUGAGAAUCGUUUAUUAAAUAUUUUUUGUUGUCCUACAAAUGCAACACGUGAAGUACAAUUUGUUACUAUACCUAUAACUAGCUCCGCAUCAUCAUCAUUAUCAACAAAUGUUACACAUUUAGGUGGAUCAUUAAUACAAGGAACAGUUGUUACUGAUGAAAAUCGUGUUUUAGUAUCUUGUGAUAGUCCAGAACCAAAAUUAUUGAUUGCUACAAAUGAAAUUACACCAUCUACAAAUAUUUGUUCAUUAGAUUUUUCUACUUGUUUACAACAACAACAACAACAACCAUUGAAUGUUAUACCUCAACAAAAUUGUACUGGAUGGGAUGGUAAUGGCGGUUAUUCAGUACCACAAUUUCCUGGAAUUUAUACAUCUAGUCAAAUAACUAUUGAAACAUCAAAACCAUGUCCUGUACAUGGAAUUAUGAAUUUGAAACAGAUGGAAAUGAAUUGUGAUAUACCUGUCAACACUACUAUUGAUAGUAAUCAUACAAAUACUAAACAAUUAUCAAAUUAUAAAAAAGUUGAUUCCAUCUAUUGGGAUCAUUCCAAUAGUUCAACAAUUUUAACAGAUCCUCAUUUAUCCUAUAACUUAUCAAAUUGUAUAUUUUUAGAUUCUCAAAAUCAUGGUCAUAUUACCAAUGGUACUCAUAGAAGUAAUGAUCAUCAAAAGAAUGAAAUAGAAGUUAUACAAAACUAUUCAAAACCUUUAUCAUCUCAUUAUGAUAUGAAGGAUUAUAGUUUAUUACAAAAAGCUAAUUUAAACGAAGUUAAUAUACAAUGGUCAACAGAUUCACGAUCUCAAGGAACUUGUCCAGUUCAUGGAAAUCAGACGUUAUCAAGAAGGAAUGAUCCAUUGAAACACAUUAACAAAGAAGAUAUUGUAUUAGGAAGUCGUAAAAAUUUAAAAAGAAAUCAUUUAAGUAAAUCUAUCAUUCAUGAACCAUCCAGUUAUCACACAGAUCAUUGUCAUCAUGAAACAUCGAUUUGUUCUUCUAAUGAUACAAAUGAUCAUGAAGAAACGGAUAAUCAGUCAAACAGUGUUCAUUAUGACCAUUAUAACUUACCGAUGAAUUCUAUCAAGCCAAAACAAAUUAUUUAUACAUCAAAUGAUGAAACAGAAUCUCAUGAUGAAAGUUCAUUAUCUGAAAAAUCAUUACAUAGUGAUGAUUGUACUUCACAUUCAUGUACAUCUUCAAUUUCAUCUUCAACGAAUUCAUCUUCUUCUUCAAUCAAUCAACAUUUCAAAUAUAUUUAUCCAUCUAAUCAAACAGGAUUGAAUUCAAUUUGUUCAUCUUUAUCAAAUCAAAUCAAUUUGGCGGCGGCAGCUGCUGCUUCAGUGAAUACUAUUUCUGAUCCAUUACAACAACAAUCUCCACCUUCAUUAGAAUUUUGUCCUUCACCAGAAUUAUUAAGUAAUCGACCAAAUAGUACAAAUAAUUAUGAUACAUUUAAUAAUUUAAAAUGUCCUUUACAUUCUUUAACAAAGAAUCAUAGAUUUAUACCACGAAAACUAUUCUAUGAUACUUAUAAUCAUCGGGAAAAUAUGCGUCAACAUCAUCAUCAUCAUCAUGAUAAGAAUAAUAACCGAAGUUCUCUUCGAGUGACUACUUUACCAACAAGAUUCAGGAAAGUCAGUUAUAAUAAUAAUAAUAAGGGUAAUACUACUAAUAAUAGUAGUAAUAGUAGUAUGAUUUCUAAUAUGGCCUCCAUUAGAAAAUUUUCUAGUCAACAUACAGUUCAAUCAAAUUAUUAUUCAUCUUCUUCUUUAUAUUUAUCAAAUACUCAAAGUUUAGAUAAAUUUAUGAAUAAACAUUUGGAAAAAUCAAUUUUACGUCCCGGUUCUAAACAUAAAUUAGAUACAGAAAGUGAUUCCGAUGAUGAUGAUACUACUAAUGAUAAUAAUAAUAAUAAUCAUCAUCAUAAUAAUUUAGAAGAAAAUAAUUUUUAA